Molecule: messenger RNA, 3603 nt
Organism: Vitrella brassicaformis
Lineage: Eukaryota; Vitrellaceae
Source: the annotation of a GenBank genome assembly
CAUUUGGCGGCUUUCAGUAAGCAAGCUAUGCGUUUCGUCCAUCUGUCUUCAUUGACAUUCGAGUGAGACCACCAGGACAAUGAAUGAAGGAGCACCGCCCGUGUCUUAUGCAACGCAUUCACGCAGUGCGUAGCCUGUCUGUCUGUCUGUCUCUCUCUCUCUCUUGCCCACUCAGCACGACCACAUCUGUGCCUUUCUCACUUCCCACAUACCCUUUGUGCCUGCCCUUGGGAACCAUCAAGGAAAAGAUGAAGGCAUGGAAUUCGACAGGGAUCAUAGCUGUGCAGCCAUCCCAGCCAAAUCACACACCCUCACGAUCUCGAAUGACAGCCAUUCAGGGAUCAAGAAUAUGAGACAGAAUCUCAUUUGGGAGGACGGAUGCAGCCCACACCCCUCUCCCUCUCCCUCUCUCUCUUACGAGACGGAAUCAACAAAACUGACAGACAGGCCAAAAUCGCAUAUAUCCCCUCUCACGGCAGCCAGCCACCCACCCACAAGGUCUGUCAAUCUAGGUAUCUGUACAAUCAAGACACGAACAAGGAAGGAGCGCUAUGGUGGGACCCGUCGCCACCUGUCACUCACUCUCUGUCGGACCAGACACUUGGUUAAAACAGGAAUGCCCAUAACCAGCGAAAGGACGCUUCCCUGCCCGCCCCCUGACCCACCCGGCCACCGACCCACCCUCCCUCUCUCUCAUUGUCUCUCGCACACACAUAAGUCAGUCAGUGAUGGGCAAGCCAGUGAAUUCCGGUCCCAUCCAUCAUCAGGUCUCACACAUGUUUUAGUCCUGAUGUAUGUGUGAAUGAAUGAAGGUAAGUGCCCUCGCCUGUCUGCCGUGCUGUACAGGAAGGAAAAGGCAGGCGAGAUGACAAGUCGAAAGGCGGCCGACAGAGCGGCAGGCAGACAGGCAGGCAGGCAGGUAGGUGUAUAUGAGCGAGCAUCUUAAAUAUGAAGACAAGGAAACAGACAGACAGACAGACCGACAGACAGACGGACGGACAGAACAGGCGCAACACAGGCAGGCAGGCAGGCAUAGAGAGGACACCCCCCCCCCCGUCUGUGAAUGAAUGGCGUCGUACUGGUGGCCUGCCGACACCCUCCCGUUACCCUGGCUAAAUACCAUUCCCAUCCAUCCAUUCACCCCCUCCGCCGGAGACAUGACCAUGACCAUGACCAUGACGCACGCACAGCCCUGUCAUCUCCUGGCCGGGCGGUAGUGUAGGGUGAGCGACUCUCCGCCCUGACGGAGAAUUGCUCGCCCUUCACCCCACAGCAGCAAGGAGACGACAGUCCACUGGCGACGUCUCACAUAUGCAGCAAGUAAGUAACACGGCUCUGUGUUCUUUUGCUGACAAGAAUCUGUCCGUGUGUGUGUGUGUGUGUGUGCAACUGCCUUGCCUAUGCAGCCCAGCGCAUGGCAAGUGCCGACUCCGGGCGAGAGGAACCGAGCAUUUGCCAUGCACUCAGCCGCUUCAGCAAGACAGUCACGCACUGACAGACAGCAGGAUCCUGCCGCUUUCCAUAUGUUGGCGAGGACCACACGCACUCACGAAUACGAUAGAGACGACGAUGCAGUAAGCCCCCCCUCCGCAGGACUACGAAAAAGACGACCAGGGAGCUCGUCACUGCUAUCUCACUCGGCGACACAAAUUUAUACGCACCGAGGCAAAGCAAACCAACGGAAAAACAAGCUCUACGCUCGUAUAGUGCUAGCCACUAUCGCCCCCUAGACGUCGACAUGAGCUCCAUGAUCCGGCUCCUCAGACCCCUUUCCUCCCCAUCUGUCGGGUCGCUUUCACCCUUACCCUCAGCCUCACCCUCGUCAUCAUUCUCAUAGCUCGGCACCCACAGAAAUGGGGCCAACGACGUGAGGUACUCACGGAGGGCCGCAUCCGUCUCCUCACCACUCACAGUCGAUCCCUCCCUCCUCUCUGCAGAUGGUGCGGACACAUCCUGAUUGCUGCUGCUCUCGGCAUUCUCAGCUGGAGCCGAUCCCCCCAGCUCGCUGAGGAUGCACGCAGCAAUGAUCAGCGCGCCGCCGAGGAAAUUGCUCUGCCCCAGGCUCUCGCCCAGCAGGAGCACCGAGAGCAUGGCGGCAAAAAGCGGCUCAGACGAGAUGAUGACUGACGCGUCGGUGGGCUUGACCUUGGAGAAGGCUUGUGUCUGGAGGAUGAUCGACAGGGAGGUGGUGAUGAGGCCGGUGUAGGCGAUGGACGUCAGGAGGGGGGGCUGCUGCCACAGGGGGGCGAGGGAGGCCAGCAUGGUGUCGAGGCCGCCCGACUGAACUGCUGCCCAGAUGAGCGAGCAGAGCCCCACGACGGCCACUUGGGCGGCUGAGAUGGCUACAGCGCUGCCCUUGAAGUUGCGCGACACUUUGCCCAACCGGAUAUACGACAAACCGAAAAACACCUGACGCCCACAAAACACAGAACACACAUCCAUCCGCAUCAAGGGUCGUGUGAGCGGUAGUGUGUGUGUGUGUGUGUGUGGGUGUGGGUGUGGUGUUGACCGGUUGGGCGAGUGCGAAGAGGUCUCCUUCUACAGGGGCCCGAGCGCCGCGCAGCUCUAGGACGCCCACACCAGCAACCGCCAAUAGGGCGGCGCCUAGAGCUGACCUGUCCAGAUGCCUCUUCAGCACGCUACUCACCAAGACGACAAACACUACCUGACGGGCAAGGCAAACACGAAACACAGAGAGAGAUCCAAUGCACAAUUAAUGUCACGCCCGCUCUUGCCCGCCCCACGCAUGUGUCCCCGCUCACCUGCAAUGAGCAUAUGAAUGCAGCCUUGUUAGCUGUUGUGGUCGCCAGGGCCAGGGCCUGGCCGAUGUAGCCCAAUGCGAUGUAUAGACCACACUCGGCCCCUCCCAGUAAUGCGCCAAUCGGUGCACCCAGGAGAAAAGGGGACAAAGCGAGCGCCUGAAGCGACACACAAGCACCUCCAUCUGUUGGAUGUAACAUUGUUCUCAGCUCCCGCUCCUCGCCCGCCCACCGCAAUAGAGAAACGCCCUGCCGCGUACACACUUGGCUCUACCGCCGCCACCUCCUCUCCCCCUCCCAAUGCAAGCUUGAUGACGGGAAAAUUGCUCGCCCAGAGGAACGUCAUGACGACCAGCACGCCUUUCCACAGGAGACCCUCAAUUGGCACGCCGAACAGCUCCGUUUGUGGCGGCUGCUGUGUGGGGAGUGGGGCAAACGAUGCCUCGAGCUGUGGAUCCCUCCUCCUGCCGCUGGUCGUGGGAGGCAGUGACGAUGACACGAGGGAAUCGACGAGCUCCAGGGGGUUGGGGAUGGCGUCCGUGCGCAGGAGUGGCACACCAGAAGCCUGCAGAAGGAACACAUGCGCGUGCCAACACACGUGGCGACCAGAAGAUGAUAAGAUCUGCCUUUAUUUCCUUCGCCUCACGUCUUGCCGAGUCGCCUUUUCGACGCUGCUGUCCAUGUCCUGCCUCAUCUGUGUCCGAGUCGGCGUCGCCAGCCGCCUCGUUGCCAGGGCAGGCACACCCACGAACGCGCUGCCGGCUGCAGAUGAGGCUCUGGUGAGGGCAAUGGUGGCGCCCUGAAGCACGAGAGCAGUCAGCAUCACGGGGGAGAGAGAGAGACG